CGUUGCUGGGCGGGUGAGGAGCUUGUGAGAGGGUCUCAUCAGGGCGUCUUGUGGUGAGGGUGUUGUCUUGUGGUGAGGGUCCUGCGAGCCCGGUGGCGGCCCGGAACGCUGCACCCCGGCCCUCCUCGCUCCGAGCAGGACGGUGAGCGAGCCCCGGCUGACCCCCGAGCCUCCAGCCAUGACUUCUCUGCUAGCGAAGGACGCUUACCUGCAGGGCCUGGCCAAGAAGAUCUGCUCCCAGCCCAGCGCCGAGCCUCAGAAGCGCAAGUCGGCUGGCAAAACUCAAGUCUCAGAAGCUGCUGUACCCCCCAGAAAGAAGAGGAAGAAAGCGCAGAAGAAAUCCCGGGAGCGGGAGAAGAAGACUGCAAAGCCCAAGGCCCAGGCCCCUGCGGAGAAGUCUGAGGCCAGGAAGCCAGAGGCAGCCGAGGAGGAGAAGGAGGAGGAGGAAGCCGCCCGCUCCACCAGGGCCCCGGCGGAUGGCCUGGCCACAGAGCCCGACUCGUUAUUCGCCUUGGAUGUUCUGCGGCAGCUCCUGCAUGAGAAGAUUGAGGAGGCGCGGGGCCAGGGUAGCGUCAAGGAGCUGUCUGCCGCCGUUUUGGAGAAAAGACGCCGGAGGAAGCAGGAGCGCGACCGGAAAAAGAGGAAGCGGAGGGAGCUGAGAGCAAAGGAGAAGGCUGCCGCGGCACUGGAGGCGGCAAAGGCCACCGAGCCGGGCCCUCGGGUGCCCGGGGCGGAGACGCAGGCCCAGCUGGGGCUGCUCUUCAACAAGGUGGAGGUGACCGAGGAGGAGCCGGCCAGCAAGGCCCAGCGCCGGAAGGAGAAGAGGCAGAAGCUGAAGGGGAACCUGACGCCCCUGACCGGCAGAAACUACCGGCAGCUGCUGGAGCGCCUGCAGGCACGGCAGGCCCGGCUGGAGGAGCUGCGGGACCGGGACGCGGGGCAGGCCCAGGAGCUCGAGGCCAAGAUGCGCUGGACCAACCUGCUGUACAAGGCCGAGGGCGUGAGGAUCCGCGACAACGAGCGCCUGCUGCAGGAGGCCCUGAAGCGCAAGGAGCGGCGGCGCGCACAGCGCCUGCGUGCCUGGGAAAAGCGCACGGCGCACGUGGUGGGCAAGAUGCAGCAGCGGCAGGACCGGCGGCGGCAGAACCUGCGCAAGAAGAAGGUGGCCAGGGCCGAGCGGCGCCUGGAGAAGGCCCGCAAGAAGGGCCGCAUCCUGCCCCAAGACCUGGAGCGCGCCGGCCUGGCCUGAGGCCCGGGCUGCCCGACCCCAUCCCUUGUGGGGCAGGCUCCGGUGGAAAGCGGACUCUGCCACGUGUCCCUUGCCGGCUUGUCCUGGGCUCAGGCCCCACGUGCAGAAGAGCCUUCAGAUCCGGGGAAGGGGGUGAUCCAGCUCCAGCCGCCUCUUAUUAGGCCAGAGACUCCCUGCAGGUUGUGGGGCAGUGGACCAGGGAGCUGUGAGGAGGGAGUGGGCAUCUAGGGAGGGCUUUGCUGGCCACCUCUUCCUCUCAUUGUCACAGGAGCAGGAAGGGCACGGCCGCUGUGACUGCGGUGUUAGCCCCAGCCUCGUUUGGAAAGGGUGGAAACCAGCUCCUGCAGCAGAGCUGGAGUGGAGUUGAUGGGCUUGAUAGUGGAGAAGGCAGGGCGGCCCCAGGCUGGCUGUAACCGAGUUACACCAAGUUGAUAUGUAAAGUGGGUAAAGAGACUUUAAGGUGAAGAUGGUUAUUAAAAAUUCUAACUACUAAAA
Odocoileus virginianus texanus is the source of this 1744-nucleotide messenger RNA. RefSeq names its product surfeit 6 (gene SURF6). Lineage: Eukaryota; Metazoa; Chordata; Mammalia; Artiodactyla; Cervidae. The record is from RefSeq and is a predicted model, not a curated record. Gene Ontology annotation, molecular function: RNA binding; DNA binding. Gene Ontology annotation, cellular component: nucleolus. Gene Ontology annotation, biological process: ribosomal large subunit biogenesis; ribosomal small subunit biogenesis.